AUUUGCACUUCUGUUUUAUUAUUACCAAUACAUACAGUCGGUAAAGUGAUUUGUUCUAUUUGAUAAAAAGGAAACGAUAAGUUAAUAAAAUGACUGUGAAAAAUAAAACUGAUGAGCCAAAGAAGGAAAAAGCUGAGCCGGCAGUGGCUCCAAAUGAUGAUCUUUCCGAGGAAGACAAACGCCUACAGGAGGAAUUGAAUAUGCUAGUCGAUAAGCUUUUGGGCAAUGAAGUCGAUUUAUAUUUUCCAGCAUUACAAAUGCUAAGUAAUCUCAUUAGGACGUCAACAACAUCUAUGACUUCUGUACCUAAACCUCUAAAAUUCCUAAGGGAACAUUAUCCAGCAUUGAAACAAGUAUACGAAAAAAUUACAGAUGAAAAAACGAAAAAAUUCUGUGCUGAUGUUAUCUCUGUCUUAGCAAUGGGCGUAAGCGGUACUCUGGAAGUUGCAGAAAAGAGAGAGUGUUUGAAGUAUUGUCUUCUAGGAACAUUGUCAAAUGUAGGUGAUUGGGGACAUGAAUAUGUUAGGCAAUUGGAAGGUGAAAUUGCUGAAGAAUGGAAUAUAGAAAACAUGGAUUCACUGUUGCCACUUGUACGUGAUGUUAUCACAUUUGACAUGAAACACUCAGCUGAGAUCCAGGCUUGUGAUCUGUUAAUGGAAAUUGAUAGACUUGAUCUGCUGACACAACAUAUGGAUCAAAGCAACUACCCAAGAGUCUGCCUUUAUCUUAUUGGAUGUGCAAGUUAUGUUGUUGAACCUGAGUCAACACAAAUACUACAAGGUGUCUUAGAUACAUACCUUCGUUUUGGAGAGUACCCAAGAGCAAUGCUUGUAGCUAUGCAACUUCAUGAGAAAGCUAAAUGUGAAGAAGUGUUCAACGCCUGUAAUGAUCCUUUAAUAAAAAAGCAACUGUGCUACUUACUUGCACGUCAAUACAUACCAUUAGAAGUGGAUGAUGAAGAUCUGCGCACAAUUCUACUGAACGCUCAUAUCAAUGAUCAUUUUCUAAGUCUGGCAAGGGAGCUUGAUAUUAUGGAACCGAAAACUCCAGAAGAAGUUUAUAAAACAUGGUUAGAGUCGGCCGGAUCAGCUCUUCGUCCAUCUUUACUGACUGAACAUCCUGUAGACUCUGCUAGACAGAACCUGUCAGCUACAUUUGUGAACGCCUUUGUGAAUGCCGGGUUUGGCCGCGACAAACUUGUCACAACCGAUGACGGGAACAAAUGGAUGUACAAAAAUAAGGAUCAUGGUAUGCUCUCAGCGGCCGCGUCCCUUGGUAUGAUUCACUUGUGGGAUGUAGACGGUGGUCUAACGCCUAUCGACAAAUACCUGUAUACCGCCGACGAGCACAUCAAGGCUGGUGCCCUACUGGCUUUAGGUCUCGUGAACUGCGGUGUCAGGAACGAGUGUGAUCCAGCCUUAGCUCUGCUCUCCGAUUAUGUUCUGCAUUCCAGUUCCAAUCUCAGGAUCGGAAGUGUUUUGGGUCUAGGUAUUGCAUAUGCGGGCACACAACGAGAAGAUGUGCUGUCCCACUUGCUUCCCGUGCUCAACGACACGACCGCUCCGGCCGAGAUCUGCGCACUCGCCGCCAUCUCCUGCGGGCUCAUCGCCGUUGGAUCGUGCAAUGGCGAUGUAUCUUGUGCAAUCAUUCAGCGAUUGAUUGACGAUAACAAGGAUUUGCAUUCGUCUACUUACGCCAGGUUCCUGCAUUUGGGACUCGGGCUGUGUUUCUUAGGCUGCAAGGAGCGCACGGAGGCGACGAUGGCCGCGUUGGAAGUACUUCCGGAGCCGCAGCAGUCGCUCUGCCAGACCACGCUGUCCAUGUGCGCGUACGCCGGCACCGGGGACGUGCUCGUGGUGCAACAGAUGCUGCACAUCUGCUCCAAGCACUACGAAACCGAUAAUGAACAAUCGUCAACUGAAGACACAGCUUUUAAGAAACAAGACAAGAAGGACGCAAAAGAAACUACAGCAACUCCGAGCAGUUCAAAGGACGACAAAUCCAAAGGUAAAUCAUCAAAAGACAGCAAAAACAAGGAAAAGGAUAAGGAAAAGGAAGCCAACAAGGAGCUGUCCUCGGUGCAAGCCGUGGCGACCCUUGGCGUCGCGGUCAUCGCAUUGGCCGAGGAAACGGGCGCCGAAAUGUGCACCCGCAUCUUCGGACAACUGGGUAGGUACGGGGAGCCGGCAGUGCGGCGCGCCGUGCCGCUCGCCAUCGCCCUGUGCUCCGUGUCCAACCCGCAGCUCUCCGUCAUCGACGUGCUCAAUAAAUACUCCCACGAUUCUGAUAACGACGUCGCUUACAACGCCAUAUUCGCCAUGGGACUCGUGGGCGCCGGCACUAACAACGCAAGACUGGCGACGAUGCUGCGUGCGCUGGCGCUGUACCACGGCAAGUCCCCGGUGCACCUGUUCAUGGUGCGGCUGGCGCAGGGGCUGUGUCACGCCGGCAAGGGCACGGUGACCCUGUGUCCCGCGCACGCGGACCGGCGCCUGCUCAACCAGCCCGCGCUCGCCGGCCUGCUCGUCGUGCUCACCGCCUUCCUCGACUGCAAGACCAUAAUCCUCGGCAAAUCCCACUACUUGCUGUACGUAUUGGCGACUGCGAUGCAACCCCGCUGGCUGGUCACCCUCGACGAAAAUCUUCAGCCCUUGAACGUCAGCGUGCGUGUGGGACAGGCUGUGGAUGUUAUCGGAAAAGCCGGUACACCGAAGACAAUAGCCGGUUCCCACACUCACACGACGCCGGUGCUGCUGUCCUUCGGCGAGCGAGCAGAACUGGCGACUGACGAGUACAUACCACUCUCGCCGAUAAUGGAGGGAUUCGUGAUUCUCAAGAAAAACGAGGAUAGCGUCAUGGCCUCUGUUCAAUAAAAAUGUACCUUAGUUGUAAUUUACUUAUUUCUCUGUAUUACGCAAUAAA
Molecule: messenger RNA, 2922 nt
Organism: Bombyx mandarina (wild silkworm)
Lineage: Eukaryota; Metazoa; Arthropoda; Insecta; Lepidoptera; Bombycidae
Gene: Rpn1
Product: regulatory particle non-ATPase 1
Biological process (GO): proteasome-mediated ubiquitin-dependent protein catabolic process; regulation of protein catabolic process
Cellular component (GO): proteasome storage granule; proteasome complex; proteasome regulatory particle, base subcomplex
Molecular function (GO): enzyme regulator activity
Source: RefSeq, a predicted model, not a curated record